UCAUCAUCUUCAUAGCACGUCUGGGAAGAUGUCGCUGCAGCGACCACCCUGGUUUCAGGAUGGACAGUGUAGCGACGAGACAGUCAAGGGAGGAGAUGGUGGGUGGUGGAAAGAGAGUCUGCCCUCAGCCGCCUCUGCCGUUGAAGGCAGUGAUGGUUGUACUGAGGAAAACGCAGGCAGCCUGGAGACAAAAUGACUGUUCACCCUUACCAACGAUGCCAUUUUGGACUUCACUUCUCCGAAGCUGGCUUUUCUACAAAAGAGGGGAAAUUUGCUUUCUAUAGGUUGUUGUGUGGAACAAACGAGUAAAUUCAUGUAAAUGGCCCGCUUCAGGGCCUGGCACUAUCGGCCUGGCACCCAAUAACAUGAUACAGACAGAUGCCUUUUGGCCAUUUUGAAGGAUCGUGAACCCAUAGCUGAUGCUACUUGAAUAUAUUUUUAUUAUCCAUUUGUCAUAAUGUCCUGGUCAGCUGUGACAUAUUCGGGAACUCUUCAUUCAAAGCUCGGAGACGGAAAUGCUCUGACUGUAAGGUUGCCGCCCACUUUCAGUGAUUGGCAGAUGAGGCCCUGGGGCCGGAAGUGAGGAGGAGACUAAGUCAGGAAUCAGGGAGUGGGUGGCGGGUGAGCCCGGCAAAGCCAAGGGGAAGGGCAGGCGAAUCCUUUAGCAUGGCUGGAAGAGGGGGUCUUUUGAUGCUGGAAAACUUCAUAGGUGGAAAAUUUUUACCUUGUAGCUCAUACCUAGAUUCCUAUGAUCCCUCCACAGGGGAAGUGUACUGCCACGUGCCAAACAGUGGGGAAGAAGAGGUCGAAGCCGCGGUGGAGGCUGCCAGAGCAGCUUUUCCGGGCUGGUCCUCCCGGAGCCCCCAGGAGCGUUCACAGGUGCUACAGCGGCUGGCGGACUUGCUGGAACAGUCCCUGGAGGAGCUGGCCCAGGCCGAGUCCAAGGACCAAGGGAAAACCAUAACCCUGGCGAGAACCGUGGACAUUCCCCGGGCGGUGCAGAACUUCCGGUUCUUCGCCUCCUCCACCCUGCACCACACGUCUGAAUGCACGCAGAUGGACCACUUGGACUGUCUGCACUACACAGUGCGGGCCCCUGUGGGCAUCGCUCUGAUCAGUCCCUGGAAUCUGCCCCUCUAUCUGCUGACCUGGAAGAUUGCUCCAGCGAUCGCGGCUGGCAACACAGUGAUAGCUAAGCCCAGCGAGCUGACUUCCGUGACCGCGUGGAUGAUGUGCAGACUCCUGGAGAAAGCAGGUGUUCCGCCAGGUGUGGUCAAUGUUGUGUUUGGAACGGGGCCCAGGGUUGGCGAGGCCCUGGUGUCCCACCCAGACGUACCCCUCAUCUCCUUCACGGGGAGCCAGCCCACCGCCGAGCGCAUCACACAGCUGAGUGCCCCCCACUGCAAGAAGCUCUCGCUGGAGCUGGGGGGCAAGAACCCCGCCAUCGUCUUUGAAGAUGCCAACCUGGACGAGUGCAUCCCGACGACUGUCAGGUCCAGCUUUGCCAACCAGGGUGAAAUCUGCCUCUGUACCAGCAGAAUCUUUGUCCAGAAGAGCAUCUAUAGUGAAUUUUUAAAGAGGUUUGUAGAGGCGACCAGAAUGUGGAAAGUUGGUAUUCCAUCUGACCCAUCGGCUGACAUGGGAGCUCUGAUCAGUAAAGCUCAUCUGGAGAAAGUCAGAAGUUACAUCAAGAAAGCUCGCCUGGAAGGGGCCCAAAUUCUGUGUGGUGAGGGAGUGGAUAAAUUGAACCUUCCCCCCAGGAAUCAGGCAGGGUACUUCAUGCUUCCCACGGUGAUAACAGAUGUUAAGGAUGAGUCCUGCUGCAUGAAGGAAGAGAUAUUUGGUCCGGUGACGUGUGUCGUCCCCUUUGAUAGUGAAGAGGAAGUGAUUCAAAGAGCCAACAGCGUUAAAUAUGGACUGGCUGCUACUGUGUGGUCAGGCAACGUGGGGCGUGUCCACCGGGUGGCCAAGAAGUUACAGUCAGGCUUGGUCUGGACCAACUGCUGGCUCAUUAGAGAGCUGAACCUACCUUUCGGGGGGAUGAAGAGUUCUGGGGUGGGCAGAGAAGGAGCCAGAGACUCUUACGAAUUCUUCACUGAAGUCAAAACCAUCACUGUUAAACACUGACCUCGGCCAGCGCAGAAGCUGAUGCCUGGAUGCAGAGACUCAGUCGUCCGGUGUGGUGAAAAGAAACCCCUGCAUACAUUUCAGCCAAGUCUUGACUCAGCAGAAGAUUCUCUCUAUAGCUUAUCCUCUGUACCUAGUAUUUUUACCAACUGGUGAAAAGAUGCUUGCUCUUUUCAGUGAGGAGUCAAAGAAGAGAUCUCUGAAUAGGAAGGCAUACAAAGGAAGCCACCCAAACAUUUGGGCUCCUCCUAAGUUGUGUUUUCAUUGUAUUUUUUCAUCAUUUUGAUUCAAUUCUUAAAAAUUCACAGAUGAUUGGUUUCUUUUCUUCAUUUGCAAGUAUAUGGUAAAAAAAAAAAAAUCUACAAAGCCAAAGAGAAACACAUCACCAUAAUCUCUAACUUUGGGGAGAUUGCAGAAAUGGUCUCUUCAUUCAUCAACAGUUGGCAUGGCUCAUUGGUAAUUGACUGUACCUCAUUAUGCAAGGGUGCUUUGAAUGUUGAUGAUGUAAUUUAUGUGGGACUUGUCAGAGUAACCAUAUAUGAGAGGUCCUACUAAAUAUAUCUUUAUGAAGACAAAGAGAAAUGAAAUAACGACUACUUUUGGAAGAAACUCAGAACAAGGAGGGUUUGAUAUUUUCCUACUAUGGAGUCUAAUCAAUUCCAAUUCAAAGUGUAGUAUCUCAGGACACUUAAAAUUUUCGAAUACUGUAUGGCUGAGUCUCUUUGCUGUCUACCUAUAGUUAUCACAGAAUUGUUAACUAUACCCUAGUAUAAAAUAAAAAGUUUACAAACUUUAUUAAUCUUAAAGGAAACAAUAAAUGUUAAACAAUUUUACCAAGCA
Molecule: messenger RNA, 2967 nt
Organism: Cervus elaphus (red deer)
Lineage: Eukaryota; Metazoa; Chordata; Mammalia; Artiodactyla; Cervidae
Gene: ALDH8A1
Product: aldehyde dehydrogenase 8 family member A1
Exons: 7
Coding region: 667-2127 (486 amino acids)
Biological process (GO): retinoic acid metabolic process
Molecular function (GO): retinal dehydrogenase (NAD+) activity
Source: RefSeq, a predicted model, not a curated record